This is a messenger RNA of Trifolium pratense (red clover), 766 nucleotides long. RefSeq lists its product as uncharacterized. Gene Ontology annotation, biological process: response to endoplasmic reticulum stress. Bases 41 to 766 code for a protein of 241 amino acids. The transcript has 4 exons. The record is from RefSeq and is a predicted model, not a curated record. NCBI's taxonomy places the organism in Eukaryota, Viridiplantae, Streptophyta, Magnoliopsida, Fabales, Fabaceae.
UCAACUGGGUGGGGUCAUAUUUGGAUGCACUUGGACUACAAUGAAAGAAUGUCUAUCUAAACAACUUUUUGGCUUACCAGCUCCACACUUUUCCUAUGUGAAAAACAUAGAACCUGGAUUGCCUUUGUUUCUAUUCAAUUAUUCUGAUAGGAAGCUUCAUGGAAUUUUUGAGGCAUCUAGCAAGGGAAAAAUGUAUAUAGACCCUUAUGCAUGGAUUAAUGAUGAUUAUUCUGAUGAAACACAAUAUCCAGCACAGGUAAAAGUUCGUGUCAAACUUCAAUGUCGUCCGUUGUCUGAAGAUAAAUUUGGACAAGUUAUUGUAGAGAACUACUACGAUAAUAAGCAUUUUUUGUUUGAGCUAGAUCGUAGUCAAACAAACAUGCUAAUGUAUUUACUUACUUCCACGGCAAUAGCUCCUGGUACACCUGUACCACGAUGUAAUACAAAGUGGAGAAAUGUAUGUCCAUCUUUUCCAUCGCGUGAAACUCCGAAGAAAGAUUCAUACGUCCAUUCAACGCAUACUCACCCAAUUAAGAAAAAGGUAAACGAGAGUGAGAAAAUUCGAAUAUUUAAAAAAUUGAUGGAAUUGGAUGUUGGCAAGAAAAGUCGAGAUGUUGGCAAGAAAAGUCGAGACCUCUUGUUGCUAGACAAUGUAAAGGACACUCAUAAUGAGAGCAAGAUGAAGGAUUAUAUAGAGGCACCACCACCAGGUUUAGCGAAGAAGGUGAGAAUUUCAGUGCUUCAUUCAAAAAUCUAUACACCAUGA